Molecule: messenger RNA, 429 nt
Organism: Nycticebus coucang (slow loris)
Lineage: Eukaryota; Metazoa; Chordata; Mammalia; Primates; Lorisidae
Product: single-strand selective monofunctional uracil DNA glycosylase-like
Exons: 1
Coding region: 1-429 (142 amino acids)
Biological process (GO): base-excision repair
Molecular function (GO): single-strand selective uracil DNA N-glycosylase activity; oxidized pyrimidine nucleobase lesion DNA N-glycosylase activity
Source: RefSeq, a predicted model, not a curated record
AUGGCCCGGGGUGCCCUUUGGGGAAGUGAGCAUGGUCUGGGACUGGUUGGGCAUUUGGGGUCCUGUGCUGACCCUUCCCAAGAGCACCCUAAACAACCAGUGCUAGGACUGGAGAGCCCACAGUCAGAAAUGAGCGGUGCCCAAUUCUGGGGCUUUUUCCAGAACCCCUGUGGACAGCCCAAGGUCUUCUUCUGUCACUGCUUUGUCUACAAUCUGUGUCUUCUGCUAUUCCUGACUCCCAGUGGGCGCAACCUCACCCCUGCCAAGCUGCCUGCCAAGAAGCGAGAACAGUUUCUUGGGAUCUGUGAUGUGGCCCUUUGCCGGCAGGUGCAGCUGCUGGGGGUGCGGCUGGUGGUGGGAGUGGGGCGACUGGCGGAGCAGCGGGCACGGCGGGCUCUCUUAGGGCUAAUGCCAGAGGUCCAGGAGUAG